Aspergillus calidoustus is the source of this 3349-nucleotide messenger RNA. Lineage: Eukaryota; Fungi; Ascomycota; Eurotiomycetes; Eurotiales; Aspergillaceae. The record is from the annotation of a GenBank genome assembly.
AUCGGCAUUGCUUUUACCUUUCUCUGGGCAAAGCCUUCUUUCAGCUUGGCUGACCGAAUUCUUUAUCGUCUUCCCGUCCCUCCACGACCAUGCGCGAGAAUUUUCCUACUUAGUGUGUCUCGGCGUCCACGUCGAACCUUGUCAAACACCCAGAAAGCAUCCCGAAAGGGUUAUGCUCGACACCGUGCGUGCAACCCCAGAUUGCUUAGUCCCUUGGCAUUACCUUGGCUCGCCAUGGAUUUGUCGCCCGCCGUGGGGCUUGUACGCAAUGGCCAGAAGUCCGGAGGGGUUGGACUUCGAGGGAAUACGGCUACGUGGGGUGUUUUCGGACUGUUUCCGCAUAUUCAUGUUGCGCAUGGGAUGAUGGGACGAGUUAGAAGUGAGAACGGAAAAAAGUAUAUAAGGAGGGCGUAUCGACGUGCUCUGUCCGUUCGGAUGACACAGUUCCCCUUUACUAUUUCUGACGCGAAAACGGGAGAGAAACGCGGCUCGUCUUCAAGUCUCAACUUCUAAACAUGUCUUCGCGCAACGAGCCUGCCGACCCCAUCCCUGAUGGGAUCCUUGCAACUGCGAAGCAGUCUUGGGGUGAUCUCUUCAGAUGGAGACAACGUGUGGUUAUCACAAACGAGCAGGGCGAGACUUAUGCGGAAUGGCAGGACCCUGAGCCAUUCAAGAACCCCAUCAGUCUUUUCAUGAUGCUCAGUGCUCGUGACUGGCUGUUCUUCCUUGUCGGUCUUGCCGCAUGGACUGCAGAUGCGUUUGAUUUCCACGCACUCUCCAUCCAACAAGUCAAGCUUGCAAAAUACUAUGGUCGUAGCAAGACUGACAUCUCCACCGCCAUUACUCUCACCCUAUUGCUUAGAAGCGUGGGAGCUGCUUUCUUUGGUCUUGCAGGUGAUCGUUAUGGCCGAAAAUGGCCCAUGGUGAUCAACAUGAUCGUCCUCGGAGUUCUGCAGAUUGCGACCAUUUACAGCAGUACUUUCCAGCAGUUCCUGGCUGUGCGAAGUUUGUUCGGUCUCUUUAUGGGUGGUGUGUAUGGCAAUGCUAUUGCCAUGGCCCUUGAGCAUUGCCCUGUCAACGCCCGUGGCUUGAUGUCUGGAAUUCUCCAGCAAGGAUAUUCUCUUGGAUAUGUGUUUGCUGCCUGCGCCAACCUCGGAGUUGGGGGCGGAACGGAAACCUUCAAGACCGUCUUCUGGAUUGCCGCUGGAAUUUCCAUUGGCGUUGGUCUGAUUCGAGUCCUCUUCCCCGAGUCGAAGCAAUUCCUCGAAGCAAAGGCGGCGGGCAAGCGCUCGGUGAGCGCUGGAGAGUUUUGGCGUGAAACAAAGCAAAUGGUCGGCCAGGAGUGGAAGAUUUCUAUUUACUGUAUCAUUCUCAUGACAUGGUUCAACUACUAUUCCCACACCUCGCAAGACUCCUAUACGACCUUUAUGUUGACUCAGAAGGAACUGGCGAAUGACCAGGCUUCCCGUGCUUCAAUCAUCAUGAAGACGGGCGCUUGUGUCGGUGGCACCAUUAUCGGAUAUCUGUCUCAGUUCGUCGGGCGACGUCGCGCCAUUAUCGUUUCGGCUUUCAUCUCUGGUGUUCUCAUCCCUGCCUGGAUCCUCCCAAAGACUGAAAGGUCGCUGAGCGCUACCGGAUUUUUCCUCCAGUUCUUCGUCCAAGGUGCCUGGGGUGUUAUUCCCAUCCAUCUGAACGAGCUCUCGCCCCCUGCCUUCCGUUCUCUGUUCCCAGGUCUUACCUACCAGCUAGGAAACAUGAUCUCCUCCCCAUCAGCACAGAUUGUUAAUGCUGUUGCCGAAAAGACCUUCAUCACUGGGCCGUCCGGAACUCCUGUCGAGGCUUACGGCCCAACCAUGGCUGUUGCCACCGCUAUCAUCGCUACGGGAAUCAUGGUGACAACCGCCUUCGGUCCCGAAAAGCGCGGCCGCCGCUUCGAGACUGUCGUCGUUGGUAUGCAACAGCAGAACACGGCAAAGGUUCUGGACGUCGAGGAAGGCGAUCAAAAGCCUGGCGAGGAGAACAUUGAGCGUGCUCCUAAGAUUUAGAUGCUUCGUCUCGAAUGACCAUACACGACAAAGCAAAGACGGUGACUACCGAAGGACUGGAAACGGCAAUAACUCGACGACGGACUUACGGUUGAUGUCAAUAACGACUCUUGUGAUAUAUCCACCAAUAAUUUCAAGAACAAGAUGAUCACAAAUCCUCGCUUUCGCGCUUCCGUUCAUAAACACUAAUCAUAUCCGUCCCCUUCCCAACCUCAUACGUCCUCUCCGGCCGCACAUACAGCUUCCUAGUAAAUGCCCCUGUCCCUGAAUCCCCACCAGCAAGAAGCUCCCAAUGCACCCCAUUCACUCCCCAGGGCGGCCCCGGCAGCCCAGGAUCCUUAUACAUCGGAAACUCCAAGCAGACCAACAGCCCACCAGGCUUUAGCAAUCCCUUCAUCCGCUCCGCCCAGCGUCCCCGCAGACUCGGAUGCAGUGCGCACAGAAACUAAAGAUACCCCGCGUCAGCAACAUCACGCCAUCAACCGGACAUCCGAGGUCAGCCCGAGACACAGCCGCACUAGGCUUUUGAAGCCAGGUAUAGGUACUUACGGUAUAAUCAUAAACAACAUCAAACUGAACCCCUAGCGCAUCCGACCAGGACGAGUCGAAGAAAUCGCCCUGAAGGAAUCUCGGCGUUCCGGGGGAAAGGGAGAGAUCUUCGGCGUCAUUACCAUGGCCGUGUAGUGCAGUUGUGCUCGUAGUCCUACGCGCUCCGAAAUUCUCCGCAGACGGCGAGGCGAGUUCCGUCUGUGCGAGCGCCUGCGCCUCUGAUAUAGCCGUGGCGGAUAUUUCGAGCCCGUAGGCGUCGAAGCCGUGGAGCGAGAGUGCGAUUACGUCGUAGCCUCGGCCGCAGCCCUGGAUUGGGAGCUCGUUAGUACGUGAUACAAAGGAAGUCAGUAGUCACCGAGUGACUACCUAUAGUCACUACUGUGUGUGUGAACUUCGGCCACCAUCAUAAAGUCGGGAGGCCGAACUCCUCGCUGGAUUGACAUAUGACAGACUACUCCAUAAGUACAUACCGGCACAAGUACACUCUUCCUCCAGUUCCUCUCCCCAGAUUCCGUUUUGCGGAAAGGAUAGAACAGUGUCGUGUCAUACUCUUCAAUAAGAUCAAUCAGAGCCGGGGAAGGGAGACCUCGGUCCCAGAGGUCACUUUCCCCGGAGUCCCACAGAUCGGACCAUGCUUUCCCGUGGUCGGGGGUCUCGCUGGAGUUUCCUUAUUAGUUUCUGCCACUGCGGGGUAUCGGGAACUGGGUUCGGGAAGUUGAGUUGGGUCGGGUGGGUUGCCACCCUAUUGUGAAUAA